This is a messenger RNA of Lathyrus sativus (Indian pea), 1209 nucleotides long. The record is from the annotation of a GenBank genome assembly. NCBI's taxonomy places the organism in Eukaryota, Viridiplantae, Streptophyta, Magnoliopsida, Fabales, Fabaceae.
AUGUCGGAGAGUGGCAGCGGAAGCGGCGGCGCCACCGCGGAAAUUGUGAGAGAAGAACCGUCAUCGUCGUGGAGACUGAAUGUGAAAGAGUUUAAGUUGCCACGUCACCACCACAAUCCUCGUCACCAUGAUCAUCAUGAUCAUGAUCACCGUCCACGUUCCUUCACUUUCAGUGGCCUUGUUGGUAAUCCAAAAAGGCAACGCAAGGUUGCAGAAUACUACAAACAACAGGAGAGGCUCCUUGAAGGAUACAAUGACAUGGAUACCAUGACUGAAACAGGACUUUUCCCUGGAAGUCUUACCGAGGAUGAAAUGAAGCAACUAGCAAAAAGUGAAAGACUAGCCGUUAAUGUGUCGAAUGCAGUUAACUUGGUCUUAUUUGCAGCCAAAGUGUAUGCUUCAAUUGAGAGCAGAUCAUUAGCAGUGAUUGCUUCCACUUUGGAUUCUCUCUUAGAUCUCUUGUCAGGAUUCAUACUGUGGUUCACUGCUAAUGCCAUGAAAACACCAAACCAUUAUCACUAUCCAAUUGGAAAAAAAAGGAUGCAACCAGUGGGUAUCAUUGUUUUUGCAUCCGUAAUGGCAACCUUGGGAUUGCAGAUUUUGAUUGAGUCUGGCAGGCAAAUUAUUUCCAAGACAAAGGCUGAAAUGGAUCAUAGUGAGUUGAUGUGGAUGAUUGUGAUCAUGGUAUCUGUGACCAUUGUAAAGUUCAUUUUAAUGGUGUACUGUCGAAGGUUUACAAAUGAAAUCGUUAAAGCCUACGCACAAGAUCAUUGUUUUGAUGUUAUUACUAAUUCAGUUGGAUUAGCUGCUGCUGUGUUUGCUGUCAAGUUCUAUUGGUGGAUUGAUCCAUUGGGAGCUAUUAUUAUAGCACUGUACACAAUUAAUACAUGGGUGAAGACAGUGAUUGAGAAUGUAUCAUCACUUAUUGGAAGGACAGCACCACCUGAUUUUCUAGCGAAGUUGACAUACCUAAUAUGGAAUCAUCAUGUACAAGUUAAACACAUAGAUACUGUGAGAGCAUACACUUUUGGUGCUCAUUAUUUUGUUGAAGUAGAUAUUGUGUUGCCAGAAGACAUGCCAUUAAAUCAAGCACACAAUAUUGGUGAGACACUUCAAGAGAAGCUUGAGCAACUUCCUGAAGUUGAAAGAGCUUUUGUGCACAUUGAUUUUGAAUUUACUCACAGGCCUGAACACAAGAUGAUGGUGUAA